GCCCGCCUGGGCUGCGGGCCCGGCCGCUGUCCUCGCCGCGGCUCCCCUGAGCUCGUCCCUGACGCGCGCCCGGGCGGCGGGGCUCCGCGGCCGCCGCUGCCUCGGGGGAGCGAGGGCGGAGGGCGUGUGUGCGCGCGUGUGAGCAGGGCGCCGGCGGGGCUGCAGCGGAGCACUUCGGAAGAAUGACUCUGGAGUCCAUCAUGGCGUGCUGCCUGAGCGAGGAGGCCAAGGAAGCCCGGAGGAUCAACGACGAGAUCGAGCGGCAGCUGCGCAGGGACAAGCGCGACGCCCGCCGGGAGCUCAAGCUGCUGCUGCUGGGGACAGGAGAGAGCGGCAAGAGCACCUUCAUUAAGCAGAUGAGGAUCAUCCAUGGGUCGGGAUACUCUGAUGAAGACAAGAGAGGUUUUACCAAACUGGUGUAUCAGAACAUCUUCACAGCCAUGCAGGCCAUGAUCAGAGCUAUGGACACUCUCAAGAUCCCCUACAAGUAUGAACACAAUAAGGCUCAUGCACAGUUGGUUCGAGAGGUCGAUGUGGAGAAGGUGUCUGCUUUUGAGAAUCCAUAUGUAGAUGCAAUAAAGAGCCUGUGGAAUGAUCCUGGAAUCCAGGAGUGCUACGAUAGACGGCGGGAAUAUCAGUUAUCGGACUCUACCAAAUACUAUCUGAAUGACUUGGACCGUGUAGCCGACCCUUCCUAUCUGCCUACACAACAAGAUGUGCUUAGAGUCCGAGUCCCCACUACAGGGAUCAUCGAAUACCCUUUUGACCUACAAAGUGUCAUCUUCAGAAUGGUCGAUGUAGGAGGCCAGAGGUCAGAGAGAAGAAAAUGGAUACACUGCUUUGAGAAUGUCACCUCGAUCAUGUUUCUAGUAGCACUUAGUGAAUAUGAUCAAGUUCUUGUGGAGUCAGACAAUGAGAACCGAAUGGAGGAGAGCAAAGCACUCUUUAGAACAAUUAUCACAUAUCCCUGGUUCCAGAACUCCUCUGUUAUUCUGUUCUUAAACAAGAAAGAUCUUCUAGAGGAGAAAAUUAUGUAUUCCCACCUAGUUGACUACUUCCCAGAAUAUGAUGGACCCCAGAGAGAUGCCCAGGCAGCUCGAGAAUUCAUCUUGAAGAUGUUCGUGGACCUGAACCCUGACAGUGACAAAAUUAUCUACUCCCACUUCACAUGCGCCACAGACACGGAGAACAUCCGCUUUGUCUUUGCUGCCGUCAAGGACACCAUCCUGCAGCUGAACCUGAAGGAGUACAAUCUGGUCUAACCGUGCCUCCCAGAAACCGUUCUUCCCUUCCCUAUGGGCUGUUGAAGAAAAACAAGAGGGACUGUAUUUCUGUGGGAAACAAUUUGCAUAAUACUAAUUUAUUGCCGUCCUGGACUCUGUGAGUGUGUCCACAGAGCUGUAGUAAAUAUUAUGAUUUUAUUUAAACUAUUCAGAGGAAAGAGGAUGCUGAAGUACAGUCCCAGCACAUUUCCUCUUUUUUUUUUUUUAGGCAAACCUUGCGACUCAAUGUAUUUUAAAUUUUUAGUCAUUCAUUCACAAUAUUAAAGCACUCCUGUCAUUUGUUCUCUCUCUCUUUCUCUCUCUCUCAUCCUUUCUCUUCCUUCCUCCGCUUUCGGUUGACCAAAAGAAAGCUGAUUUUUCUUCUUCCUAUUCCAUACCUCCAUGCUGUUUUUCUUUUCUCUCAUAUUACGAUGGCCUUUACCGUAGUUCCAUUCCUGGUCAAGUUUCUCUGUCGAGUGAUGCGGUCAGGACAGUGUCAUUUGAUUGAAGCCGUCUUAUGUCAGCUUCGUUUAACAGUGCUCCUGAUAAAGGUGUGUAUGUGUUACCACUAUGUUUUAAAUGUAUCUCUCUGGAUGCACAUCACAGCUAGUAUUUCUUUUUCAAUACAUACAUGCACAUACAUGUAUAAUCUGUAUCGUCUUGUCUCACUUGAGCCAGGACAGUGGGUGCCCAUUGAUGGUUAAGAGGCAUAUCUUUUAGGUGCGGACCGUCAGCCGUAGCUGAUUGUACAGAGAAAUAUAUGGGAGUCAAAGUGUGUAGGCACAGGCUGUGAAGAGGUCCUUGCUUCUCCACCCCUUGUGCCACGUCCUUCCUCUCUUCCUUGCUUCCUUUUUUUUCUCGUUAGGUUUUUCACCCUCUCUUUAAACCACAGAUGCCAAAUGAUAUGCCAACAGACACUACAUUCCCCAGCAGCUGCUGCCAGAGCCCUCUUGUAGCUUCUUCAUUUUCUGUUUGUUUCAACUUUCCUUCCCUCCUGUCCCCCCUUGUGUUUGGGCCAUAAUUUUAAAAUAAUUUUUAUUAUGGGUAUGUGUUGCCAAAGCCAGAUUUUUAUAAGACAAAAUAAAUUAAGAAUUUAAACAGUAAAAGCCAGCGUCUCAAAAUGUAAGCAUUAAGACAGGGAGGGGGAUGACAGCUGCGUGUGAACCGGAAACACACAUUGCCAAACAGUUGCUAACUGAACUGUGUCUCAUGGUCCGUUCUUUUCUUUAAGGUCAUGGUCCGUUCUUUUCCCUAAGGUCAGUGCCAGUGUCCAGAUGAACAGUGUAGAAAAGUGCCCUGUGUGGUUUGUCAUGAGAUCUGUUCGUAUCUCUACUGGCACCAGUUGUGUGUUCUUUUUAAGUUCAAGUGAGCCUGCCAAGAACACUGGAUAGUAUUAGCCUGAAACCUUUGAUUUGGGGGAAAAAAAAAACAAAAGUGAGCUGGCUUUACCACCUUCAGGAUCUUCUUGAACUGGUCACUUGAACUUCAGGAAGAUUUGUCGACUUAUUCAAAAGUCACCACUCAGUGUUCCGUCAAGCAUGUAUUUAUGUGACGAUCAUCUAGGAGAGACGUUAGGAAUUCUCCCUGUGCAAUCUGUCAGCAGAUGCAAGCAGUGCUGAACAUGUGUGAGUGAGCAGCCUACACCAUAUGUCAUUUAAGUAGAUCGUGAUUGCGCUAAGGCUGCUGGGAAGUUAGACUGGGAUACCAGUGUCGUUCGUGCUUGGCACUUGGCUGAACUUCCAUAUAAAUCACUUUUCUUGAAUAACAAAGGAGGGAGAGAGUGAGCAGCUCGCUGUGUGAACAUUGAAAUUGCUGACUCGUAAUGAAGUGUUCUCAUGCUUUACUCUCCCAGCCUCAAAACAACACAGCUACUUUUUUAUCCCUUGCUCUAGAAAGCACCUGUAAUUUAAUUAACAGACUGCCUGUAGGUAUAGUGCAAUUAUGAAUGCUCUGAUCAUUGUACAUACAUCUCUCUUGAUAUUGCAGCAUCCGUACUGGCUUUGUAAUCAUUAAUUUUUUGGCAGAUUGAAUGUGCUGUAUUGAUAUGUAUCUAUGUAAUUGUAUUGUAUGUCUUAUAGCUAAUUCACAUUUUGAAUAAUGUUAUUUUAUUUACUUUUUUAAGAGAGGAGAAUGUAAAUUUGUCAGUUUAUUUCUGACUAGGGAUAUUUUUUUCCAUUUAGAAAAGAAGAGAAAAAAAAAAAAACCCUUACUAUCGUACAGAGCGGUACUAGCAUCGUGCUGUCUAAAAUCAUUUGCACAUUCCCGAGUAGAGGUGUGCUGACCUAAGACCCAAAGGUAAUUUCAUAGCAAACACACAACAUCUGUCAGAGCUUUUAUACAAACAGAGACCAACUUUGUAGACCUUUUGCCAUUUGACCUGGGGUUGGAAUAUGAGCUUUUAUACAAUUCAUAUUCUUAUUUGGCAAAUGCACAGUUUAGCAUUACCUCUCUGAUGGCCUUUAUUAGAAAGGCAGUUUUAGAAGCUAUUGUGAUCCACUAAGGAAAUGUUUUAUCAGCUAGAGACCACUGCUUGCCUGAAAGGGCAACCUUAAAUCUGGUGCAGCAUAAAAAAAAAAAAAAAAAAAAAAAAAAAAAAAAAAAAAAAGAAAACAAAAAAAAGAAAAAAAAAAGAAAGAAAGAAAAUGAGUAAAAAGUAACAUUUUGAUGGCCUACAGUAUAUAGAGAAAACCUCAUCACAGGAUCUGAAGUGUUAAAAGUCCUAAGGAACCGAGCUAUUCUAUUUAAUAGAGCUGUAGUAGAUGUAGUUCAGUAAUCCUGAUCUCAAGCUCAGAGCUGCUGAGCAAAGCAGGGAGAGGUCGCCAUGUUGUGUUUAUGAAUUGAGGAUGGAACUUGCUAUGCAGAAUUGAAGUUGUGGCUUCGCUGCGCAUCCUGGGGUGCAUGACAGGCUCCCUUCUUUUGAGAAAGGAAAACAUUGAUCACCCUAGCCACAGUGACGCCUAGACACCUAAUUGUAUCCACACUAGUCAUUGAAGCUAAAAAUAAUUUUAUUGUUGUUUCUUGUUUGGGGUUUUAUUGAAGGGGUGAGGGGCGGGAAGGGCUUCUCAGUUUUGUACAAAAACAAAAAACAAAAAACAAAAAAAAUGAAGUUUACUCAUGCUUUCUCUUCUAUUGUGAUUGCAAGCGUUCUAAGCUGUGCCACUGACUCCUGUUGUUGAUGCUUUAGAUAAUGGAGGCUUGUGAGUUUUAUGGUGACUUGGGCAUGUCUUAUUCAGAAGCAAAACGCAGACCACAGAAACCCUUCCUCAGCAUACCAAGGCAGGCAGCCACCUCAUGAGUCACCCAGCACAUCACAGUGUGCCGUUUACAGAUGACGUCUCCCUUUUGUGUGCAAUGCGCCAGUUCCCACCCACAGAGAAGUUCUACUUGUAAAUUGGAGGUUUAUACUAUGCCUUACAGAGCUUAAAUUCAGAAGUCUGUGCCUCAUAUCCGAAACAAAGGGAAAAACACGCCCGUGCAAAAGUGAGCAAGUCCUAUAGAACCUGCUGGGUUGUCCUUAGUUUCCUUAGGAAGAGCUCUGUUGAAUGUCCUGAGUAGCUGGGAAAGUCUUCUUAGGAGCCUGCACGUGUUGUUUACUGGCAGGUGGCAUCCACAGUGAUAUUUAAAGAACCUGGAACUCGGGGGGCCUUGGGAGUUUUGUUUUGUUUUCUUUCAUUUAGGUUACAUUAGCAGGCCUAAUAGUUUUAAAAGGUAAUUCAGCCAAAGGGCAAUUUACUUUUUGUACUUCAGACUUAUUAUUGAUUGUCAAGUUGUACGAAUUGUAAUUUAAAAAUUUAUACUGCCACAUGAUUGUAAAUUUUAGUUGUCUUAAGUAGGAAUUGGUGAAAAGCUGUUUAUGCUGGAUUUGGGUCUAAAUGACUUGAUUAUUUGCAAAAAAAUAAAAUAAAAUAAAAACUAAUAAUGGGAAGAAAGGGCUGCAUAACAAGAUACUGCAAGACUCAGAUCUUGGUUGGAAAUUCCUCAGAUUCCUUCAGAUGAACCCCAUGCCCCUUUGUUUUUAGUUUUCAAAAGAAUGAAUGAAGUGAAAUAUAGCAGAAUGUUAACCCAUAUAAAAAUAAAGUGUACCCAAAUAUUGUAAUGUA
Meriones unguiculatus (Mongolian gerbil) is the source of this 5362-nucleotide messenger RNA. RefSeq names its product G protein subunit alpha q (gene Gnaq). Gene Ontology annotation, biological process: action potential; adenylate cyclase-modulating G protein-coupled receptor signaling pathway; phospholipase C-activating dopamine receptor signaling pathway. Gene Ontology annotation, molecular function: GTPase activity; GTPase activator activity; G protein-coupled receptor binding. The record is from RefSeq and is a predicted model, not a curated record. NCBI's taxonomy places the organism in Eukaryota, Metazoa, Chordata, Mammalia, Rodentia, Muridae. Bases 183 to 1262 code for a protein of 359 amino acids. Gene Ontology annotation, cellular component: heterotrimeric G-protein complex. The transcript has 7 exons.